AUGGCGCAUUGUUUCAGGUUGAGUACAGGUUUUGAUCGAGAAGGCCGACCAAUCAAAGUUGAUGCCUCAGGUUGGCAGGCCCGUAUUUUGCAGUAUAAAUGUGACCAUCUAGAAAGAACCCUCUAUGUUGGCAAGAUGGUCCCCAGAACAUUCAAGGUUGUAGAGAACUUGAGCUUACUUCUCCCUGCUGGGAGCCAUUUUUUAGGGAACCUGUUGGGUUCCAUAUUCCCUUGUCGUCAGGACAGGUUUUUGUCCAAAGGAAAGCGAGUAAUAUCAAUUUGUAGUUGCAAGGAUGCUGUUUUCCGUCUUCAGGGGUGGGUGAUGUCACUCUCCUAG
Messenger RNA from Ilex paraguariensis (yerba mate), 336 nucleotides. Lineage: Eukaryota; Viridiplantae; Streptophyta; Magnoliopsida; Aquifoliales; Aquifoliaceae. The record is from the annotation of a GenBank genome assembly.